Molecule: messenger RNA, 1853 nt
Organism: Rattus norvegicus (Norway rat)
Lineage: Eukaryota; Metazoa; Chordata; Mammalia; Rodentia; Muridae
Gene: Rras
Product: RAS related
Biological process (GO): positive regulation of vasculogenesis; leukocyte differentiation; regulation of ERK1 and ERK2 cascade
Cellular component (GO): membrane; plasma membrane
Molecular function (GO): GTP binding; GTPase activity; GDP binding
Source: RefSeq, a predicted model, not a curated record
CCAUCAUUAAGACCCUUCUAAGAGAAUCUCUAACCCUAAAAGAUCCCCUCUGAUUGCGACUUCCAAGUGCCCAGGGCCUCCACCCCCUUCAUGAGGGGAAGUUUUCUCCUAAUAUGUCCUAGUCAGAUCACCCUCCCAGAGGUACCAGAGAGCCCUCAUCCUAGUGUAUCUGGCCCUGCUCACCAACUGGGAGCACCCUAAAUUCCAAAUAGGUGCUCCAUUCAGACCCUAAGCACUCCCUGAGGCUCCAACCUCCCCCUGAUCUUUGUCCAGACUUUGAUUCUAGGACUCUGCUUGGACCAGCCUGUCCUAAAACAAGCACCCUGUAACCCCUGCUUGAAGAGGAUUUCCCUUCAGACCUGAGAUUUCAGAAAGCUCCUGCUACAUGACCAUUCUAGGAAAACACCAGUAUCAGGCAGUACCCCAUUCUGCUGAAUGCAGACCCCCAUUGCAUCCCCAAGGAAAACCAACCAUUUCUCCAUCCUAAGUUCCCCACUCAAACUUCUUGCCCUCAUCCCUGAAAACCCUAAGUAGCUCUCAAGUCACCUUCAGGUUAAAAAAGAAAAGUAUAGAACUCAGGUUUUUCACAGCCUCCAGAGACUUGGAAGGUUUUAGAACCCAUAAAUGGACCUCUACUACAGCAGGAACCCAACCCUCCAGAAUGCUCCAAACUAUUCUAACCCUUGAGCAUCUCCUAAUAUACUUUGGGGUUCAAAUCGUCUCACACACACCCCAAACCUCAUCCUCUCUACGCCUUGCACCCUUCCCUGCCCCAGCCCUCAGCAAGCACUCUAGAGAGGAAGCCACCUUCAGCCUCAAGAGCCAAGUUCAGAAAAUCCAGCCCAGCCCCGGAAACCUCCACCCAGUUCCCACGGGGAGCCUCCCCACAGCAGGGCAACACUAGGAAAGCAAGAGCCCACUUGCUGUUGUAGAGUUUCCUGGGUGAUACACAUUCACAGACAAGGAGCCUCCAGCAGUGCAGUUCAGAAGCCUGCAGUGGGAAGAAAGCCCAAAUUUGAGCCCCUGGCACGCAGGGCCAAACCUGAAGAUGGCCAGAGGCCUGGUUGGAGUCCUACUUUGUGUCUGACUAUGACCCCACCAUUGAGGAUUCCUACACAAAGAUCUGCACGGUGGACGGCAUCCCUGCACGGCUGGACAUCCUGGACACUGCGGGGCAAGAGGAAUUCGGCGCCAUGCGGGAGCAGUACAUGCGUGCUGGCAAUGGCUUCUUGCUGGUGUUUGCCAUUAACGACAGGCAGAGUUUCAUUGAAGUAAGCAAGCUCUUCACUCAGAUCCUCAGGGUCAAGGACCGCGAUGACUUCCCCAUUGUGCUGGUUGGGAACAAGGCAGAUCUGGAGACACAGCGCCAGGUCCUUCGAUCAGAGGCCUCCUCCUUUAGUGCUUCCCACCAUAUGACUUACUUUGAGGCCUCAGCCAAACUGCGUCUAAAUGUCGAUGAGGCAUUUGAGCAGCUGGUGCGGACUGUCCGGAAAUACCAGGAGCAAGAACUCCCUCCUAGCCCACCCAGUGCCCCUAGGAAGAAGGAUGGGAGGUGCCCCUGUGUCCUGCUGUAGCCUCAAGUGACCAGCACAAGCUCUCGGGACCAGCUGCCUCACACUUGCUGUGUGGCCCAAGGCUCUCUCUGACUGAGCCUCUGUUUCAACCUCUGGGUUCCCCAGGACACACUACACCCUCUUACCUUUACUUCUGGCCUCCUGGGGCUACCACCAUGUGCCUUCUGUCAAUACCUCCUCCUUUCCCCCACAAGACCCUGGUAGGGUGAGGGGCAUCUUGUCACUGCUGUAUAUAACUCCCAUCUGUCAGUAUAAUAAAUAUCACUGCCAACAACUGAA